This is a messenger RNA of Neomonachus schauinslandi (Hawaiian monk seal), 909 nucleotides long. It is a transcript of the gene STC2, whose product is annotated as stanniocalcin 2. The record is from RefSeq and is a predicted model, not a curated record. Gene Ontology annotation, biological process: intracellular calcium ion homeostasis. Gene Ontology annotation, cellular component: extracellular region. NCBI's taxonomy places the organism in Eukaryota, Metazoa, Chordata, Mammalia, Carnivora, Phocidae. Gene Ontology annotation, molecular function: hormone activity. The transcript is spliced from 4 exons. The coding region runs from base 1 to 909 and encodes 302 amino acids.
AUGUGUGCCGAGCGGCUGGGCCAGUUCGUGACCCUGGCUUUGGUAUUGGCCACCUUUGACCCGGCGCGGGGAACCGACGCCACCAACCCGCCGGAGGGUCCCCAAGACAGGGGCUCCCAACAGAAAGGCCGCCUGUCCCUGCAGAACACAGCGGAAAUCCAACACUGUUUGGUCAACGCAGGCGAUGUGGGGUGUGGUGUGUUUGAAUGUUUCGAGAACAACUCUUGUGAGAUUCGAGGCUUACAUGGAAUUUGCAUGACUUUUCUGCACAACGCUGGAAAAUUUGAUGCCCAGGGCAAAUCAUUCAUCAAAGAUGCCUUGAAGUGUAAGGCCCACGCUCUGCGGCACAGAUUCGGCUGCAUAAGCCGGAAGUGCCCCGCCAUUAAGGAAAUGGUGUUCCAGUUACAACGGGAAUGCUACCUCAAACACGAUCUGUGUUCUGCCGCCCAGGAGAACACCCGGGUAAUGGCGGAGAUGAUUCACUUCAAGGACUUGCUGCUGCACGAACCAUACGUGGACCUGGUGAACCUGCUGCUGACCUGCGGGGAGGAGGUGAAGGAGGCCAUCACCCAUAGCGUCCAGGUGCAGUGUGAGCAGAACUGGGGAAGUCUGUGCUCCAUCUUGAGCUUCUGCACCUCAACCAUCCAGAGGCCCCCCACGGUGCCCCCUGAGCGCCAGCUCCAGGCGGACAGAGCCAAGCUCUCCAGGACCCAUCACGGGGAGGCAGGUCACCACCUCUCAGAGCCCAGUAGUCGGGAGACGGGCCGAGGUGCCAAGGGCGAGCGAGGUAGCAAAAGCCACCCAAACGCCCAUGCCCGGGGCCAAGUAGCUGGCCACGGGGGCCAGGGAACUUCUGGAAGCAGUGAGUGGGAAGAGGAACAGUCUGAGUAUUCCGAUAUCCGCAGGUGA